AUGAACAUCGCUUGUCAAGUUGUGGGCCGGUACGUGAUGUAUUACAACACGAGAGAGGGAAACCUGACCCAGAAGCUCACUUAUUCAAAGGAAGCAUACAUUGAACUGUGUGAAGUCGAAGUGUUUGGCUGCCCCGAACUUGGCUUCAAAGGACCGUAUUGUGACGAACCUUGUCCAAAUAAUUGUCAAUACUGUAACCCCAAAACUGGGGAAUGUAUUGGAGCCUGCAACCCAGGAUACUAUGGUGAACAGUGCAAAUUCUACGAUCGGGGAAAUCUAGCCCUACAUAAACCGACAUUCCAGUCCUCCACAUUUUUUAGUACUACCGGAAGUAAGGCUGCUGUUGAUGGUCAAAAGAAUGACCUGAGUUUGUAUUCGGGUCAUUGCGCUGUGACCUCUGAGCAUCAAAACUACGCUCUCUGGAGAGUUGACCUCCUGCAAAGGCGUAAAAUUGAAAGGCUUACCUUACAAGCUUUGACUUCUGUUUCCAAAUGGGAUGAGAAAAAUAAUUAUACAGGACUUCUGCUGGGCUUUACAUUAGCAGUUUCUAACUCCACCAAUCAAAACGACGGCGUCAUCUGCUACAAAGACACAAACCAUACAAGGUCAACUAUACUUCCCUCAUUCGAAAUAAGCUGCCCUGUGAUUGGUCAAUAUGUCUCGUAUUACAAUGAAAGACUCCCGGACAUUAGCUACCCAGCUGGUUACAGUCAAUACGCCCAGUCAGCUCUGUGUGAAGUCGAAGUGUAUGGUUGUCCAAUUCCUGGAUUUGACGGUCCGCAUUGUGCUGUCCCUUGCUUCUCUAGCUGCAAAAAUCAUCUAGAAAAUCUAGCUCUCUGGAAACCAACAUAUCAGUCUUCCACGCGAUCUGGCGCUUCCGGUUCAGAGAAGGCAGUUGAUAACCGGAAAUCUGAUCGGACGUUUCGCGGUGGUCAAUGUUCAGCAACUUUACCGGAUACUAAAGCAAUUUGGCGAGUUGAUCUGAAAGAUAUAUAUCGGUUAGAUCGCAUUGUGAUAUAUUUUAGGACAGAGAACAAGACAUGGGAUGAACACAACCCUCAUAGAGCUGUGCCCCUUGGGUUCUACCUCUACAUCUCUAACACAACCGAUAUAACGACCGCUGUCCGAUGUUAUCACGCUAAUUAUUACACAAUCUACGAUCUUCCGGAUGUUAUGCACAUUCUCUGCGCAUUGUCCGGACGUUACAUCAUAUACUACAACGAACGGAAAGAAGGAUAUGUCUAUCCUGCAAACUAUUCCCAGUAUGCAUUUGCUAAUUUGUGUGAAGUGGAAGUCUAUGGCUGUCCUGCCCCUGUAGAAGAUGGACCAAGGUGUACUCGUCCCUGCCCAACUAACUGUGAACAGUGUUACCCACAUACUGGGGUCUGUCAAAAAUGCAAACAUGGCUACCAAGGGACUGAAUGUGAACCUGACAAAAUGGAAAAGACUGAGUAUGAUCAAGAUGUUGUGGGCCCUUUUCAUGGUCGCAUAUAUGCACGUACCAACUAUGGCUCUGUAACCCAAGCUAUCCGUAUUAAAGUACGAUAUAGGAAUUCGUUCACCAUAUCCAAUCUCAAACUUCCUCUGAAGACGUGUAGAAAUGUUACAACGCACACAUAAACCAGGCGGGAAGACCGGAGAAAAACAAAUAACUAACAUAAUAUGUUUAAUGCGUUUACAGAUUUACAACAAAUUUGUGUAAAUGUAUCUAUUAAGCUAUUUUUGUUCUUUUACGUUUCUGAUACACAAUCUGCCCGACAUGAAUUCUAUACAAAGUCUUCAUUGUGUGUACAUUUUUAUCAUUUUAAUUGUUUGUACAUUUUUUUUUAUUUCUACAGUAAUAUAAGUGCCUAACUUUACUCUUAAACUUAAACGUUUAAGAGCUUAAUGAACUUGUAUGAAUAUUCUAUAAAACUUAAUCAUCUUAUUGGUCUAGAACGUCAUCUGACAUG
Messenger RNA from Magallana angulata, 1952 nucleotides. RefSeq lists its product as uncharacterized. The record is from RefSeq and is a predicted model, not a curated record. The transcript has 11 exons. NCBI's taxonomy places the organism in Eukaryota, Metazoa, Mollusca, Bivalvia, Ostreida, Ostreidae. Bases 1 to 1620 code for a protein of 539 amino acids.